CUAUGGAUUCGUAGCUUCAAAAACUCAAUUCCUCUGCAAAUAUUCUUUUAUUUCCUUCGGAUCAGAAAAAUGCUGGGCAAGAAAAUGGUGUCCUUCAAGAAACUCGCCAAGAAAGUGAAGGUCCGAGCCGGAACCGAUGGCGGCGAAGCAGAAGCAUCGCACCACGAGUCUUUGCUCAGAGAUCGACUGGAAUUGUCGGAGGAUCAGGAAUCUCAGUCUCCGUCUUCUUCGACGCCGACUGGUUCGUUCGCUAUUUACGUCGGCGACGAACGGCAGCGUUUCGUCGUUCCGACGAGCUUCUUGUCGCACCCGCUCUUCCGGAUGGUGCUCGACAAGGCGUACAGAGAGUUCGGAUUCGAGCAGAGGAACGCGCUCGUGGUUCCUUGCAGCGUCUCCGCCUUCCAAGAAAUCGUGAGCGCAGUAGAAUGCUGCAAUGGCAGAUUCGAUUUCGGCGAGAUUGUCGAGGAGUUUCUUUAGAACAGCCGAAAUUUGCGGAGAAAUAUCAGUUCAGUAGGUUUGAAUCCUUCGGGAGUGAAAUUCGUCGUCAACUUCUGUUGAAACCGAGGAGGAUUCGAUUCCAUUCCAUUCCAUUCGAUUUAAUUUGAUUCGAUUCGAUUCGGCCAAUUUUACAGUUCGAUCGGGUGUGAAUCUGUUCAUCUCAAAUUCAUAUCCGAUUCGAUUCGAUGAACCAUUUUUCUUCGGAAGCAGUUGAAAUGGUAAAAUCAGAGCCGUCAUUUACGAUGAAAUUUGCAUUUGUAAUUGGAGUUGUAGUUGUAAUUAAUAUGUAUGAAAUCAAAUGGUAGUUGUCUUUAGGUAAUUUUGUCAUCUUUCUUAGAGAGUUUUCAUGGCAGCUGGCAUUUCCAUGUAAACAUAGAAAAGAAGGAAUGAGCAAGAAAGUGAAAGACUAGGAUUUUUUUU
Molecule: messenger RNA, 918 nt
Organism: Momordica charantia (bitter melon)
Lineage: Eukaryota; Viridiplantae; Streptophyta; Magnoliopsida; Cucurbitales; Cucurbitaceae
Product: SAUR-like auxin-responsive protein family
Biological process (GO): response to auxin
Source: RefSeq, a predicted model, not a curated record